UUUCAGAAGUUUUUCAAAAGCUCCAAGAGAAUGUUUUCAUUCUUUACAUAUUUCCUUCUCUCCGCACUUCUUCUCUCCGCUUCAUGUCGACAACCUUCCAUGGACACCAGCAAAGCCGAUCGUAUUCUACGAGAGAUCGAAAUGGAAACAGAACUCGAAAAUCAACUCUCCCGAGCACGACGAGUCCCAGCUGGAGAGGUUCGUGCCUGUGGAAGACGACUUCUUCUCUUUGUCUGGUCAACCUGUGGAGAACCAUGCACGCCACAAGAGGACAUGGACAUUGCCACAGUUUGCUGCACAACACAGUGCACUCCAUCAUAUAUAAAACAAGCUUGCUGCCCAGAAAAGUAAAAACAGUCGUCCAACAAGCCAUCUCCGUCGUCAAAUAAUUUUCAAUAGAGUCUAGAUUUUCUCCAUUCACAAACUUUCCAUUUUAAUUUCCAUGUGCAACCAAUUCCUGCUCUCAAAGUUCCAGGCUUCUCCUACAAUCAAUCUUCAAAAGAUCUCUUUCAUCCCGUUACAGUAACUUGUUUUCAAAAUGAUCUCACUAUUUAUUUUUCUGCAAUAAAACUUUUUGAAUAAAAU
Caenorhabditis elegans is the source of this 585-nucleotide messenger RNA. RefSeq names its product putative insulin-like peptide beta-type 1 (gene ins-4). Gene Ontology annotation, cellular component: extracellular region. Bases 31 to 351 code for a protein of 106 amino acids. Gene Ontology annotation, biological process: signal transduction. Gene Ontology annotation, molecular function: hormone activity. The record is from RefSeq and is marked reviewed. The transcript is spliced from 2 exons. NCBI's taxonomy places the organism in Eukaryota, Metazoa, Nematoda, Chromadorea, Rhabditida, Rhabditidae.